Naumovozyma castellii is the source of this 2541-nucleotide messenger RNA. It is a transcript of the gene BCK2, whose product is annotated as Bck2p. The transcript has a single exon. The record is from RefSeq and is a predicted model, not a curated record. Lineage: Eukaryota; Fungi; Ascomycota; Saccharomycetes; Saccharomycetales; Saccharomycetaceae. Bases 1 to 2541 code for a protein of 846 amino acids.
AUGUCAAGUCUGAAUCAAGAAGCACAACAGGUCCCCAUAUCGGCGACGACGACGACGACCGCAGCUGGGACGACGACGAAUGCAACAACGAGAAGUUCCCCAACUGAAACUUUAAAUAAAUGGAAAAUUCCACAUUAUUAUAGAAGAUCAAAUAUAGGGUUGUCCACUCCACAAACGGAAUCUUCCAUGUCAUUUGCAAAUCCAUCUGCCAAUUUAUCACCAAAUAUUAACGUGAUGACAAGUCCUAAAAAGUUAUUAUUAGAAGAACCCAAAAAAUCUAAAAAUGGGUCCAAGAAAUCACAAAAGAAGAAAGGUGGCAUGGUUUUCGUAAAUUAUACAGUACAGGAUACAGAACCUGCCCUUGCUGCCAUGGAUCCAAUACAAGAUCAAGGACAACAAUCUAUACGGAAAACUUCUUCUUCAAAUAAGAAAGAGGAAAAGAAAAAGUCGUCAAGACAAAGAAUGUUAAAGAUAUUUAAAUCUUCACAAAAUAAUUCAAAACAAAUACAGAUGAAUAACAAUGAUCAAAAUACUGGUAUGUCAAAUCUUCCUGAUUUGAAUUUAUUGAAAAAUGAUACUUCUAUAAAUAAUCAUGAAAUAACAAAUUCAGAUGAAAAGAUUGGUUGUACAAAGAGAUCAUAUGGAUCAUUUUUGAAACAUAAUAAAUCAAAUUCAUCAUUACCGAAUGAAGUUGUUCCUAAAUCAGUACCUAAUUCGAUAUUGGCUAAACCACCAUCGAAUCCUACAGGUAGUAACGGACGAUCUAAAUCAUUUACUUCUAAAGUGGCGAAUAUUCCUCUUUUUAACACGAGAAACUACAGAAAUACAAUGACAAAAAAUGAUUCUAAACUACUGAAGGACGAACCAAUGAACGACUUAGAAAUUGAUCAUCAUUAUUUAGAUGGAAGCUAUUAUAUGGACAAUAAUAAUAUUAUACCCGAAUCAAAUUCUACACCAAAUCUGAACUAUAAUCUCACUCAAUCAGGAAAUACUUUACAUAAAGUUAAUUCAACUUCUGCUACUACUAAAAAAUUUACUAAAAUGGAAGAGAAUGAUGCAUCUAUUGCAUUUAGUAAAAUGUUUACAAGGAAAAGAGCUAAUACUGCAGGGUCUAUGAACUCACUCAGGUAUACUUCAAAUUCCAAUUCCAAUUCAAACGCAAAUGCAAAUGCAAAUGCAAAUGCAAAUGCAAAUCAAGCUCAACUUCAAAAUAUUUAUCAAUCCGUACAACACCCAUCGAACCAAUCACAACCAAACUUGAAAAUAAAUAGAUCGUCAUCUUCCACUACGCUUGCCCAACGAACAAUGUCGGUGGCAUCAUUAUCCUCAUUAUCUAAUAGGUAUUCACCUAAUAGAAUGAUUUCGCCAGCUAGACCUAGAUCUGCCAAAAGUACAUCAAAUUAUAGAUUAUCAAGAGAAUUAAACUCGCUUUAUACAAACGUAUUAGAGAUCCCAGAACUAACAGGCCCAGAAUCAUAUUUAGACGUUCAAUACAUGCAAAAAUCAAACAGUGUAAGUUCCGAUAAAGCGACGGUCCUUGGACAUAGGAAGAAACAAGAGUCAAUAUCUGAUCUACAUCGUGUUCAUACCACUACAACAGUAGCUACUACCCCAACCUCUUUCUUGGUCACGCCACCGUAUUUUACUACAAAUUUUACCAUACCUACUUCAACAUCAAAUAUUUCAACUCCUAGUUGUGGGGAGGUGACACAGAUAAAUAACAUUACUAAUUCAAAUCCAUCAUUAAAGAUAACAUCUCGUCAAACAGGUAAUUUUUCAUCAUUUUUAGAAAGAGAUACCUCUGCAGAGAAUGACAUGCUAAUGGAACUUUCCGCAUUGUCAACCCCACAGGAAAGUAGUUUUUCAAGAAGAAACACUACUGAUUCUAAACUAGAAAAUCACCAAAAUCAACUAGAUAAUGGAUCAUCAUCUUUUAAUAUCUCCAAUGAAGUGAAUUCAUCAACAGCGAUGCGCAACAAUUCAAUGCAAAACAACGAGAAGUAUCAACUAAUAAAUACAGGAUUAGGAUUGGAUGAUAUUGACUUACAGAAUUUUGGUGAUCUUAGAUCAGCGGGUAUAAAUACUGUCAACUCACAAGUAAACCUGGACGAAUUGGUUGCCAAAUCAGAACCAUCAACAAACUUCGACCCACUUUCUCAAUUGUACAUGGAGUUUGAUUUUGAAAAUCCAAAUUCAUUUUUCCAUGAACAAUCAAGAAUAGUGAGUAAUACUAGUAAUAGUAAUACAAUAACUCAUGGUUAUGCAUCUGGUGCCAAUUCGUCACUAAGCGGUAGAUCGCCAAUAAUAUCAAACGCUGUGCCAACGGCAGGAACGUUAUCUUCACAAGAUAUCUUUGCUAGUAGUAAGGGAGGAUUUGAUCUAGGAAUUGCACCAAAUAAUAAUAAUAGUAGUACACGAACAGCAUUCAAUGAGAGAUCAUCAGAAUUUCGUGGGAAUAUUAAUGACCCAAAUAAUGAUAAAACAACAAGGCAUUUUAACGUUGAUAACGAUAUCAACAAACAUACAUAUAUCCAGCAUUAA